AUCCUGGACAGCUGAAAUCUCAGAAUCUCUACCACGAUGGUGAAGUCUAAAGCUCAACCAAAGAAGCAGCAAAAGCGCGGCGUUGAUUUCAAAAAAAUAAGAAGAAAAGUUGGUCGAAAAUUGCCCCCGCCAAAGAACUCUACUAACACGGAAAUCAAAUCCAAAGCGAUUGUUCUUCCCGAGCAGAGUGUAGCUUUUGAGAAGGCAGGUUUAGCUGUGAGUAAGAAAGGGUUAACCCUGAAGGAGCUUCUUCAGCAAACAAGUCAUCACAAUGCUAGAGUCCGUAAAGAUGCAUUGGUUGGAAUCAAGGAUAUAUUUCUUAAAUACCCAGUUGAACUGAAGCUGCACAAACUUGCUGUUAUAGAGAAACUGCGUGAACGGAUUAGUGAUGAUGAUAAGUUGGUUCGUGAAACACUAUAUCAACUCUUCAAGUCAGUUAUUUUUCCUGGAUGUGUAGAGGAUGGCAAGAGGCCAUUUAUAUCCUUGAUAAUGGUGUACAUAUUCAGCGCAAUGACAAAUUUAGCAAUUGAAGUGCGAUUAAUGGCUUUCAAAUUUCUUGACCUUGUCAUCCAGAAUUAUCCAUCUACAUUUUCCAUGUACGCAGAAAAGGUUGAUGAACCUUCUCUUUAAGUGAAUGGAUUUGCUCAUACAUUUUUAAUUGCUACUGGCGAAUUCGUUGAUGCAUUUCCUUGUCUACUGCAUGUACGAGUAUAGUUCAAAUACAUUAAGGUGCCUUACCUUCAAUUUUAAUUUAGACUUGCAAA
Molecule: messenger RNA, 764 nt
Organism: Ipomoea nil (Japanese morning glory)
Lineage: Eukaryota; Viridiplantae; Streptophyta; Magnoliopsida; Solanales; Convolvulaceae
Product: testis-expressed sequence 10 protein-like
Exons: 5
Coding region: 37-630 (197 amino acids)
Cellular component (GO): nucleus
Source: RefSeq, a predicted model, not a curated record